This is a messenger RNA of Astyanax mexicanus (Mexican tetra), 4908 nucleotides long. RefSeq names its product neuroligin 1 (gene nlgn1). The coding region runs from base 1039 to 3657 and encodes 872 amino acids. Lineage: Eukaryota; Metazoa; Chordata; Actinopteri; Characiformes; Acestrorhamphidae. The transcript has 8 exons. Gene Ontology annotation, cellular component: cell surface; synapse; postsynaptic specialization membrane. Gene Ontology annotation, molecular function: signaling receptor activity; neurexin family protein binding. Gene Ontology annotation, biological process: chemical synaptic transmission; neuron cell-cell adhesion; synaptic vesicle endocytosis. The record is from RefSeq and is a predicted model, not a curated record.
GCGCGCCCGUGGGAGCCCGGUGCGCAGGGUGCGCUUUUCAGCACUUUGGAAGAGAGAGAGAGGAUGCACUGCGGUCUCUAACGGCAUAUAGGCUACGGCUUGGUUUACGCGCGCGCGGGCGGGCGUUCGUGCAUGCGUGCGUGCUUGUGCGCGUGCUGCUCCUGCUGCUGCUGCUGCUGCUGCCUUUAACCGGAGGAUGUUGCAGUCGGUCCCUCGAGCCGCACGCAUGGCUGUGUAACAGACAGCGCUGACGGUGACCGGGAACUUCACGUGCGACUGAGUCUCGGAACCUCUCCGCUGCUGAUGCGCUGGAGGAAAGUGAGAAACUUUACGGAGAAAUAAGGAGAUGCGGCGCGCGCGCUAAUGAUGUUCGGGACUAAGUCGUGUCGGCCACGGCCAGCUCAACGCUCGUGAGAGCUCGUGCACUCUCCCUGUCUCUCAGUGGUGUAAUUGGUGAUGAGUGCCGGUCCACUGCAACCACUGUCGGUGUCAGUCUACCACGCGCCUGUUUUUGGGGAUUUCUGAUUUAUGUGCAAUUCCAAAGUGGAAUUGAUCCACACGUGCAGGAUUUUCUGCUGGGCAGUGCACGCAUGACUUUGGGAUAAUCCUGUGGGAAAGGAUAUAGACCCGAGGCGGCACCCGGGCGCGUGAUUUAUCUGCGGACGCCCCGCCGCAAAUGGCCGCCGCUCCACCCCUCCGCCCCGCGGCCAGGAUGGAGAGCCGCGCUGUCGAUAGGAUGCAACCUGAUGAAUAGCGCGCCUCGCGGGGUGAAGAUGUUGCCUGGCCGCGUGUAGCAGAUCGAUGACGGAUGGAAUACUUGCCGUGCGAGUCGCUCACCCGAGCUGCUGCUGUGGAGCGUUUUUGAGUUUUUGAGGCCCUGUUUGAGUUUUGAGUGUCCCCGCGUUGAUCCUGCCUGUCCCUACCUGAGUGGAUAUUAUAACCCGGCACUUCUGCUGCCGCUUCUGCUGCCUGUUGGUGCCAGUGGGAGGGGUGGGGGGGGUUUCGUGCACCUCUUGCUGGUGCGGAGGAAGAGGAACCAUGCUCCUGCAGCUGCCACGGAGGCUAUGCAGUGGCUGGAGAGCCACCCGGCUGCAGCUCCGGCCCCGGCCCAGCCUCAGCGCCGGCCUCGACGUGCCGUGCCUGCUGUGGCUGCUCGGCCUGGCGCUGCAGGCCCUGCCGGCCGCCGCGGAGAAGCUGGACGAGAUGGACCCGGUGGUCACCACGGUCUACGGCAAAGUGAGGGGCUUUAAAAAAGAACUCAACAACGAGAUCCUAGGACCCGUCAUCCAGUUUCUGGGCGUGCCCUACGCGGCGCCCCCUAUUGGCGAGAGGCGUUUCCAGCCUCCCGAGCCGCCGGUGUCCUGGCCGGACGUGCGGAACGCCACUCAGUUCGCCCCGGUUUGCCCCCAAACCAUUUUAGAGGGCCGAUUACCUGACGUCAUGCUUCCGGUGUGGUUCACCAACAGCUUGGAGGUGGUGUCAUCCUAUGUACAGGACCAGAGCGAGGACUGCCUUUUCUUAAACAUCUACGUGCCCACGGAGGAUGUCAAAAGAAUAUCCAAGGAAUGUGCCAGGAAACCCGGCAAGAAAAUAUGUAGAAAAGGAGGUCCUCUUACAAAGAAACAGAGUGAUGAUUUAGGUGAUAAUGACGGUGCAGAGGAUGAAGACAUCCGUGAAAGUGGGAGCCCCAAGCCAGUGAUGGUUUUCAUCCAUGGUGGAUCUUAUAUGGAAGGCACUGGAAAUAUGUUUGACGGCAGCAUCUUGGCCAGUUAUGGCAACGUCAUCGUCAUAACCCUGAACUACCGGCUCGGCGUACUAGGUUUUCUGAGCACGGGGGACCAGGCGGCCAAAGGGAACUACGGGCUCCUAGAUCUAAUCCAGGCCCUGCGCUGGACUAGUGAAAACAUCGCUGCUUUUGGCGGUGACCCUUUACGCAUUACUGUUUUUGGAUCUGGGGCCGGGGCCUCUUGCGUGAACCUCCUCACUCUGUCCCAUUAUUCUGAAGGUAACCGCUGGAGCAAUUCGACCAAAGGCCUCUUCCAGAGAGCUAUCGCCCAGAGUGGUACAGCCCUGUCCAGCUGGGCUGUCAGCUUCCAGCCUGCUAAGUACGCCCGCAUGCUGGCCAAGAAGGUGGGCUGCAAUCUGAAAGACACGGUGGAACUGGUGGAGUGUCUGCAGAAGAAGCACUACAAGGAGCUGGUGGAGCAGGACAUCCAGCCCGCGCGCUACCACAUCGCUUUCGGCCCCGUCAUCGACGGCGACGUCAUUCCGGACGACCCGCAGAUCCUCAUGGAGCAAGGGGAGUUCCUGAACUACGACAUCAUGCUGGGGGUCAACCAGGGCGAGGGCUUGAAGUUCGUGGAGCUCAUUGUGGAUAACGAGAACGGCGUGCAGGCCAACGACUUCGACUACGCCGUGUCCAGCUUCGUGGACGACCUGUACGGAUACCCGGAGGGCAAGGACAUCCUGCGAGAGACCAUCAAGUUCAUGUACACCGACUGGGCGGACCGUCACAACCCGGAAACCAGGAGAAAGACCCUGCUGGCCCUUUUUACUGACCACCAGUGGGUGGCGCCUGCAGUGGCCACCGCUGACCUGCACUCCAGCUUCGGAUCUCCCACUUAUUUCUACGCGUUUUACCACCACUGCCAGACGGAGCAGGUGCCGGCGUGGGCGGACGCGGCGCACGGGGACGAGAUCCCCUACGUGUUCGGCCUGCCCAUGAUCGGACCCACCGAGCUCUUCCCCUGCAACUUCUCCAAGAACGACGUGAUGCUCAGUGCUGUGGUCAUGACCUACUGGACUAACUUUGCCAAAACCGGGGAUCCCAACCAGCCUGUGCCGCAGGACACCAAGUUCAUCCACACCAAGCCCAACCGCUUCGAGGAGGUGGCCUGGACACGCUACAACCAGAAAGACCAGCUCUACCUCCACAUCGGCCUCAAGCCUCGAGUCAAAGAACACUACCGCGCCAACAAGGUCAACCUCUGGCUGGAGCUGGUCCCUCACCUGCACAGCCUCAACGAGGGCACCCAGCUCAUCUCCACCACCACCAAGGUGCCUCCCCCGGAGGUCACGCCACGUCCGGCGAAGAAGAACCCGGCCAUCACCAAGCGUCCCUUCCCCACGCCCUUCCCGACGGAGACGCAGGACAGCCAGAACCAGAACCAGAACCAGCCCUUCCUGGUGGACCAGCGGGAUUACUCCACGGAGCUGAGCGUGACCAUCGCCGUGGGCGCCUCGCUGCUCUUCCUCAACAUCCUGGCCUUCGCCGCGCUCUACUACAAGAAGGACAAGCGGCGGCACGAGGUGCACCGGCGCUGCAGCCCGCAGCGCACCACGGCCAACGAGCUGCCUCACACCCAGGAGGAGGAGAUCAUGUCCCUGCAGAUGAAACACAGCGACCUGGAGCGCGAGUGCCGCGAGGCCAUGCACCCGCACGAGGUGGUCCUCAGGACUGCCUGCCCGCCCGACUACACGCUGGCCAUGCGCCGCUCGCCCGAUGACAUCCCGCUCAUGACCCCCAACACCAUCACCAUGAUCCCCAACAGCAUGCCCGGCCUCAGCUCGCUGCACCCCUUCAACAGCUACCCCAGCGGACAGAACAACACACUGCCUCACCCGCACCCCCACUCACACUCCACCACCAGAGUAUAGCCUCGAACGUGGCGCCGCUUUCAAGCACACACACAUAUGAGAGAAAAAAAAAAGAAAACACAUACACACAGAUAGAUUAACUUCUGGACAAUACACAAACUGACGUACACCCACAGGCGUACCGCACCGUACUCUACCGUACCGCAACGCAACGUACCACACGAGCCCGGGAAUAUGUUUGGAUAUAUUGGGAGAUAUACUAUAGAGUAUGUGCGCGCUCGCUGUUUCGAGGAACACACUGGGAUUUUUUGUUCUGUGGCUCCCUGGGAGGAAAAACUAUCAUUUUCUAUUAGAAAAAAGGAAUGAGAAAAUGUGCGGAAACAUUUCAAAUUUAAUGAAAAACAAACAGAUGGAUGUCGCUCUCUCUCUCCUUUUUUCCCCCCUUUUCUUUUCCAUUCCUGCUGUUGCUGUGACAAAGCCAGGGUCAUUUCCUGGUGGAAAGAUAUCACUCCAGGUUGCUUGGAAGGACGACUUGAUUCAGUUACCCAGGGAGGAAACAACAGCAAUAGCGGCGGCGACAGAAACAGUGGCGGCAGCCGCAGCAGCAGCAGAUUCAGCAUCAGCAGCAGCGGCGGCGGCAGGCGACGGGCGGCGGGCUACGGGAACGGCGUGUGGGAGGUUCUUUGUAAAUGAAAGAAAGCAUAUUGUUUUCCUGAGGCAUCGGAUUGUAGAUUACUCUCUCUGGAGUAGAGAGGAGACGCUGCUUACCCAAUUUAGGCACGUGUUCUCCUGCGGAUGACUGCGGAUGAGGAAUUGUAAGAUACGGAAUAAAACAUUCGCAAAGCGGAGUAAAAAGAGGAGCGCAGGAACUCCUGGAAAAAUAUGCACAAUAGAGACAUUCACCAAAUGUCUUGGAAUCUUUUUUGUCAGUUUAUUUUUUGGGAACAGUUUUAUUGUAUAGAAUCUAUUUACAUAUCUAGAUAUGUACACAAAGCACCAAUGCUGUUUAAGCCCUGACUGGGGGCGUCAGUACUGGAAAAGUAAAAAAAGAAAAAACGUAAAAAAAAAAAACAUAAAAAAACAAACAAAAAAAACUAAUUCUGCCAGCAGUUCAUUUAGCGGUGGGAAUUUCACUGGUUUCCUGGCAGAUAAUACAGCUUCAUCACACAAGUGCUGUCUAUACGAAGAACUGGAGGACAAAAAAAGGGAAGCUGGAUAUUUUUAGCACGAAGCGCAUGACAAUUUAUCUGCUUGGUGGCUGUUCUGCUGAUUAAGUCAUUAUUAAAAAAAAAAAAAAAAAAAAAAAGAAAA